Messenger RNA from Mesoplodon densirostris (Blainville's beaked whale), 6926 nucleotides. RefSeq names its product kinesin family member 5C (gene KIF5C). Bases 1 to 2874 code for a protein of 957 amino acids. NCBI's taxonomy places the organism in Eukaryota, Metazoa, Chordata, Mammalia, Artiodactyla, Ziphiidae. The transcript is spliced from 26 exons. The record is from RefSeq and is a predicted model, not a curated record. Gene Ontology annotation, biological process: microtubule-based movement. Gene Ontology annotation, molecular function: ATP binding; microtubule binding; microtubule motor activity.
AUGGCGGAUCCAGCCGAAUGCAGCAUCAAAGUGAUGUGUAGGUUCCGGCCACUCAACGAAGCUGAGAUCCUCCGCGGGGACAAAUUCAUCCCCAAAUUUAAAGGCGAUGAGACCGUGGUGAUCGGGCAAGGAAAGCCAUAUGUGUUCGACAGAGUGCUGCCUCCCACCACGACCCAAGAACAGGUUUACAACGCGUGUGCCAAGCAAAUUGUCAAAGAUGUCCUUGAGGGUUAUAAUGGGACGAUUUUUGCGUAUGGACAGACGUCAUCAGGAAAGACGCACACCAUGGAGGGGAAGCUACAUGACCCUCAACUCAUGGGCAUCAUCCCAAGGAUCGCACACGACAUCUUUGACCAUAUCUAUUCCAUGGACGAAAACCUGGAGUUCCACAUCAAGGUUUCCUAUUUUGAAAUCUACCUGGACAAAAUCAGGGACUUACUCGAUGUAUCCAAGACAAACUUGGCCGUUCAUGAAGAUAAAAACAGAGUCCCGUACGUAAAGGGGUGCACCGAGCGGUUUGUGUCAAGCCCGGAGGAGGUCAUGGACGUGAUAGAUGAAGGCAAAGCAAACCGCCACGUGGCUGUAACGAACAUGAAUGAACACAGCUCUAGAAGUCACAGUAUCUUCCUGAUUAAUAUUAAACAAGAGAAUGUAGAGACUGAAAAAAAACUCAGUGGGAAGCUUUAUCUGGUUGAUUUGGCUGGGAGCGAAAAGGUCAGUAAAACUGGUGCUGAGGGAGCUGUUCUCGACGAAGCUAAAAAUAUCAAUAAGUCUUUGUCUGCUCUUGGAAACGUGAUCUCUGCCUUGGCAGAAGGGACGAAAACACACGUGCCAUACCGGGACAGCAAGAUGACUCGGAUUCUUCAGGACUCUCUGGGUGGGAACUGUAGAACCACCAUCGUUAUUUGCUGUUCUCCCUCGGUAUUCAAUGAAGCUGAGACCAAGUCAACGCUAAUGUUUGGACAAAGGGCUAAGACCAUCAAGAAUACAGUCUCUGUGAACCUGGAGCUGACAGCAGAAGAAUGGAAGAAGAAGUAUGAAAAAGAGAAAGAGAAAAACAAGACUUUGAAGAAUGUUCUCCAGCAUCUGGAGAUGGAGCUAAACAGGUGGAGAAAUGGAGAAGCUGUGCCUGAGGAUGAACAGAUCAGUGCUAAGGACCAGAAGCCCCUGGAGCCCUGUGAUAACACCCCCAUCAUAGACAACAUUGUUCCUGUGGUUGCUGGCAUCUCUGCAGAGGAAAAGGAGAAGUAUGAUGAGGAGAUCUCCAGUCUCUACCGACAGCUGGAUGAUAAGGAUGAUGAAAUUAACCAGCAGAGCCAGCUGGCUGAAAAGCUAAAGCAACAGAUGUUGGAUCAGGAUGAGCUUUUAGCUUCUACAAGAAGAGACUAUGAGAAGAUUCAGGAGGAGCUAACACGUCUCCAGAUUGAAAAUGAGGCAGCCAAAGAUGAGGUGAAAGAAGUUCUCCAGGCCCUGGAGGAGCUGGCUGUCAAUUACGACCAGAAGUCACAGGAAGUGGAGGACAAGACCAGGGCCAAUGAGCAGCUGACAGAUGAGCUGGCCCAGAAAACGACUACAUUGACAACCACACAAAGAGAGCUGAGCCAGCUGCAAGAGCUUAGCAAUCACCAGAAAAAGAGGGCUACCGAGAUCCUGAAUUUGCUGCUGAAGGAUCUGGGGGAGAUAGGAGGAAUUAUUGGCACCAAUGAUGUGAAGACGUUGGCAGAUGUGAAUGGAGUCAUUGAGGAGGAAUUCACCAUGGCCCGGCUGUACAUCAGCAAGAUGAAGUCGGAGGUUAAAUCUCUGGUGAACCGCAGUAAACAGCUCGAGAGCGCCCAGAUGGACUCCAACAGGAAGAUGAAUGCCAGUGAGCGGGAGCUGGCAGCCUGCCAGCUGCUCAUCUCCCAGCAUGAAGCCAAGAUCAAAUCCCUGACAGACUACAUGCAGAACAUGGACCAGAAGAGGAGGCAGCUGGAAGAGUCCCAGGACUCGCUCAGUGAAGAGCUGGCCAAGCUCCGAGCCCAAGAAAAAAUGCAUGAAGUCAGCUUCCAGGAUAAAGAAAAGGAACAUCUGACCCGGCUGCAGGAUGCUGAGGAAAUGAAGAAGGCGCUGGAGCAGCAGAUGGAGAGCCACCGGGAAGCUCAUCAGAAGCAGCUGUCCAGACUCCGAGAUGAAAUCGAGGAGAAGCAGAAAAUCAUCGAUGAGAUUCGGGAUUUGAAUCAGAAACUGCAACUGGAACAGGAGAAGCUCAGUUCUGAUUAUAACAAGCUGAAAAUAGAGGACCAAGAGAGAGAAAUGAAACUGGAAAAGCUCUUAUUGCUCAAUGAUAAAAGAGAACAAGCCAGAGAGGACCUCAAAGGGCUGGAGGAGACAGUGUCUCGAGAACUACAGACUCUGCACAACCUCCGUAAACUCUUCGUCCAGGAUCUGACCGCCCGGGUUAAAAAAAGUGUAGAGCUGGACAGCGACGAGGGAGGAGGCAGUGCCGCCCAGAAGCAGAAAAUUUCCUUCCUGGAGAAUAACCUGGAGCAGCUCACUAAGGUCCACAAACAGCUGGUCCGGGACAACGCAGACCUGCGCUGUGAGCUGCCCAAGCUGGAGAAGCGCCUGCGUGCCACGGCCGAGCGCGUCAAGGCGCUGGAGAGCGCGCUGAAGGAGGCCAAGGAGAACGCCAUGCGGGACCGCAAGCGCUACCAGCAGGAGGUGGACCGCAUCAAGGAGGCUGUGCGAGCCAAGAACAUGGCCAGGAGGGCCCACUCAGCCCAGAUCGCCAAGCCCAUCCGCCCUGGACACUACCCAGCAUCGUCUCCAACGGCCGUCCACGCCAUCCGAGGGGGAGGAGGCAGCUCUUCAAACUCCACUCACUACCAGAAAUAAACACAAAAUAUGACUCUCCACGUAGCAUGUCAAGGACUACAUUAAUCACCAAUUCCUUUACUUUUUUUCCCACCUACACAAUUUCCAUUUUCUUUUAUACUUGCUCACCCCCGCCAUCUGCAGUACACCAGUUUCAGAUAUUUGAGCUGUGUAGAGUUUCUGUGUACAGAUGUGUGCUUGGACUUUUCUCUUCCCGAGAAAUCUGAAGGGGGCAAUUACAGAAGAUCCACUUACUCCUGGGAUCUGUUGCUGUGGCCCUGGGCUUGGGGCACUGGGUGGUCCCUGGGUGGUCCUUGGAGACUCCUUCUCUGCAGCCACGUCCCAGCAAAUACCAUUCCCUGGAGGGGAACAACCAAGUGCCGUGGAGGCAGCAGCUUCUGCUUCGCCGCCGCAACUGUCUGGUUUCCUGUAAAAUAAACACAUUACUUUAUAUUUUUAGGGAACACAAAAGUGCUGCUAUAGGGCUCAACAUUUUCAUUCUGGACGCUUUUCCAAAACAAGUCACCCCAAAGACGUAUUUUGAAUAUCCUGGUUGCAUCUUUGGAUCUGUAAAAUACACCUUUUAGUAUGGCACCCGUUAAAAUGCAAAGCAAAUUUCUUCCAGGCAGAAAAACAAUGACAGUAGCAAUGUAGAAAUUGUUCACUCAGACACAUCUGUGUAAAUGGGAAAAGUCAUAGCAUUCACCUCUGAGCUGCUUGCUAUUGAACCUGCAGUGACUAGUCUCAGCCACCCCAGGUAGAACAUCAUUCCUUCAGAAGUGUUGAAAAUGCUGCAAAGUUGGAUGAGUGGAAGUGCGGCUGCCCCCCUCCUUGCUUCCUCUUCCCUCAUCCUACUGGAGCUUGCAUCAGGGAUGGCCUCUUUCUCUACGGAACCAUCUUGAGCCUGGUGGGGGUAUUGCUGACGAAAUCCAGGAUCAUUCCAGCCGUUGAAAAAGGAAGCCCUAGGGGGAAAGCAAUUGACAUAUUUUUGUGCCUAUGAAUAAAUUGCCAUGAAUAAUUUGUUAUAUUAACCCAUCCUUGCCGACCAUUUAGUUGAGUUCUCUCCUUGGCAUCAAAUAGAUAGGUUUCCUCUUAGGCAGAAUUAGAAGAAAUCAGUGUGGAUGGAUUUUUUACAUUUGGCUAUUGUUUUAUUCAAAUACAUGAAUCUAAAGCUGAAUCAACUCUUAUUUCCAGUUGUACAUAUUAAAAUGAUCGAAUUCCAAGUAGUAAAGUUUUCAGGGAAACUGACAAGGAUUCAAUUAAGUUAGUCUUGUGUGCUGCUACUUGUUUUGAUAAAUUUGAGGGUUAACUACUUGUUUUGAUAAAUUUGAGGGUUAAGUCAAUGAUAAGCAAACCAGUCUCAGUGAAAGCACCCAUCCUAUGGUUGUGUCAGCCCAGGAUGAGUGAGCUGGUACUGUCCCUGCUGCUGUCAUCACUGGAAUGAAAUUUUGCCAGAAGAGACGUUGCGUUUUCUCAUUGCUGGUGGGUGAAAGAUAGUUCAAGUGUGUGUGUGUGUGUGUCUGUGUGUCUGUGGAUAAAGCACUAAAGACUGAAUUGACUUCUAGACUUUUCUUGUAUAAAAUUUCCCUAACCAAGCAAAGCUGCUUUGACUUAAUUUAUUUGUUAAAUGUUGCACUUUGUUUAUGUGUGGAUUUUUUUUGGGGGGGGCAGCUAGUAAGUAGAGAGAAGAGGACGAAUUCUACUGACGUAUUUAUUUAGUAAAAAUGACAAUUUUGCAUUCAUUUACGUUUUAAAAAUUCUGUUUGAUUUUUUUUUUUACAUUGUUGCUAGUGCUCACCCAACAUAACUGCUCCAAUGCUAUUUGCCGUCUGACAGAAGGAUCCUUGUAGGGCAGGCUUUGCAAACCUUAUCAGGUAAUAACAUAUGCCACAGAUUAUAACCUUGCUGUUAAGAUGUUUGCCUCCUAUUUUAGAAGUUAAAACCGGCCUUUGAGAAGAUCGCCAAAUAAUAAAUUAUCAUACCACUGCUAUCUGUUAUACAACUGUGUAACUGCAUAGUUGGAAAUUGAACAAAGGUUAGGAGCUCUUUCCUUUGGGCUCUCUUGUUAACAGAUUAUUUUAGAUUUUUUCCGAAGUAAGUUUUCCCUGGGCACCCCUUUUCUAAUUCUAAAGAAGUGUUUGGCCCUUUCAUGUUUCAAAAAGAAACAUUCACUUGUAGUUCCAUGUUUCUUGAUCUCUAUAAAGGACUCACAAAAUUCAGUUUACUUUUAUUCACAGAGAAAGUUGGCUUUGAUGUCUCUUAAAGAUAAUUCUGCUAGUUGCUGAUCAGCCAGUCAGUUCACCUAGCUUCAAUCUUUAUAGGACCUCUAAACUAAUUUUCCUACACUGUGACUAAAAGGUAGGCAGAUCAUGGGAAUGGAUUAUACAGUAUAUUCAAAUGGAUCCCUAAUAUUUCUUUGUUUAAUAAGGUAAUAUCAGGGGCUUCCCUGGUGGCGCAGUGGUUGAGAGUCCGCCUGCCGAUGCAGGGGAAACGGGUUCGUGCCCCGGUCUGGGAAGAUCCCACAUGCCGCGGAGCGGCUGGGCCCGUGAGCCAUGGCCGCUGGGCCUGUGCGUCCGGAGCCUGUGCUCCGCAACGGGAGAGGCCACAACAGUGAGAGGCCCACAUACCGCAAAAAAAAAAAAGUAAUAUCAGGACCACAUAUUCUGUAGGCCUCUUUUGUUAAAAGCCACAUUUAUGCAAUUUUCACUUUUUUUAGGCUAUUGUUCCUUUACAUUUGUACUCCAGGUGUAAAAACCACAUUUGUGAAUGGCUGAGCCUAUGAUUAUAUUUUUGGUUGUAUGCUGCUUUUUGCUAGUGUGUGUGUGCUUGCGUGUGUGUGUUUCUCUUCUCUGAAUAAUUUUAUAUUUCAUGCUACUUCUUGAAAGUUUACUCUUUGAUGCUAAAAGGGAAUAACCAGAUGAUUUCUAAAAAUAAUGUCUCCCUGCAGGAUGGUGGAUUGUUAAAUUAGAGGAAUGCUGUUUGCUAUAUCAACAUUUAUGGUCAGAGACUAAAAUAUAUUAAUGCCAAGUGUGUUUUGGUCAAUAACUGGAGAAUUCUGUUUAAAUGCAUCAUCUCUUCCAAUGUUUUACAGUUUGCCAUGUGGAAUGGCAGGUAGUAGGGAGAAAAAUAAGUGUGGAUUAAGACUUUUACAGGAAAUAGUAUCAUAUGAUUAAGAAAAUUAGAAUUCGUAGAAAUAUUGGGAUAAGUGAAGAAAUAAAAACGUCUGUCUAGAAUGUAGCAUCUAGAGAGUUUUUGGAAGCCCUACCUUCACAUGAGGGCGUGAUAUUCCUGUCCAAAACCAAACUAAGCCAUCAGCAAGACUCACGAGGGGAUUAUUACCUCUCCUUUCCUAGAGGAAUAGCCAAAAGCAAAUAAAAAUUCUUAACAGUCCCCUCUUUGAAGUGUAUUUUUUAAGCAGGGUGGAAAACAUUUAGACUCUGGCUUUAUGACACAUUAGGGAAGUUGUUUGUUGGCAGGGGGCAGGAGGUGGGGGACCCGGAGGAUUUCACUUAUAGAUUGUCGCACCCGCAUAUUGUGAGCAAGCUAAAGGCACCAUCACAGUCUAAAAUGCCUUCAUUGAACAAUAACAGUUUAGACUUUUUAGAAAGUAUUGAAUAAGGGUCAGGGAACAGCCGAAGGCAGUACCGGUCCAUGAAGUCUGCUUACACAUUUACAAAUUGUCCAUCCGUUUAAAAUACUUGUCACCGUGUGCAGAUAUAAGGGGAAUAGGGCACUCUGUAGAAUUAUACAUGUCUAGUUUGUAAAGUAUGUCGUGUGUACUGCAGAUGUAUGUUCUCUGGGCUUUGUGUAUCUGUACAGUAGCUUUCAUUAAAAAAAAAUUGUGGACUAACUUGUUUUGGUGGUGUGAGGGGGAGAAGGGCAAUUUAUAUCAAGUAACGAUGCUGUAAUAUAGUACAUGUAACAAAAGAUCUGGAGUAACCCUUCCCUGGCCCAUGGAAAAUUUUGGUUAUCUUCUAGGUUCUAAAAUGAAGAUGUAUGGAUACUCUGGCGGACUGCAUGUUGUAUAAUUUGAAAAAUACUAAAAGUGGAAAAUAAAAUUGAAUUAAACUUUG